AUGAUGAGAAACCCAACAGCCCCAAGGCUUAGCCUUGAGCAGGCGCAGGAGUCAGAUGUCCAGCGUAUUGUUGACAUUCAUGUCAAAGCAUUUAGCUCUAAUCUAAUGCUCCUUGUCCAGUUCCCAACAGCUGCUGCUCGAGAGAGCCUGAAACAAUGUUUGGUUGCUUUGAUCAUAUAUGAGAUUCGAGAUCCGGGUUACACUGUACUUGUCGUCCGGGAUGACCAGGGAUGCCUUGUCAGUUUUGCACGGUGGUGUCUUCCAAAGUAUACCCCCGUCUCGCACGGAGAGAUGCCAUCGCAAUUACCGGAAGGCACAGACAUGGAGGUUCUGAAUGCAUGGAGCGCAAGAGUUCGGGAGACCUCACAGAAGGUUAUUGGGAAUAUACCGCAUUAUCACCUGACCUUUAUUGCCACUGACCCGGCAUACGAACGCUGUGGUGCGGCAACUUUGCUUAUGAGAUGGGGUCUUGAGCAAUGCAACAAGAAAAACGUCUCCCUGAUACUUGAAGGCACGAUGAAUGCCCUACCAUUUUACACGAAGCUCGGGCUUGUUGACGAAGGGAGUAUAUCUAUGAACGUAGAAGAGGUCGAAUCUAAAGAUGGAUCAAAGUUGUAUGAAGAACGGCUCUUCGUCUUCCGACCACACCAUACGAUGAAUUAA
Molecule: messenger RNA, 663 nt
Organism: Nannizzia gypsea CBS 118893
Lineage: Eukaryota; Fungi; Ascomycota; Eurotiomycetes; Onygenales; Arthrodermataceae
Exons: 2
Coding region: 1-663 (220 amino acids)
Molecular function (GO): acyltransferase activity, transferring groups other than amino-acyl groups
Source: RefSeq, a predicted model, not a curated record